GACAGCUCCUGUGCACUGAGGAAAGCUUCCUUAAAAAUCUUCCAGUUUUGCUCCACACCCUUGCCCAUGAGGGCAGUUUCCCAGGGUGUUUUGUUGACCCACUCUCUGAAGAGAUGAAAGUUAGCUUUCCUAGAAUUUAGCAUCCUAAUUUUACUCUUUGCCUGUUUCGUAUCCCUCUGGAGCAUGAACUCAACUGUAGCAUGGUCACUACCAGCCUCCAAUCCUAAUGUCACAAGUCAGUUCACUUGCAUUGGUGAGCAACAGGUCCAGUACUGCAUCCCCUCUGGUGAGAAUUUCUAUUACUUGACUCAGGAAGUUAUCCUCAACACAUUUCAGGAGCCUCUUGGAUUGCCUACAGCUCGCCAUGCUACCUUUCCAGCAGAUGUCUGGGUGAUUAAGUCCCCCAGCAGGAUGAGCGCUUGCAGUCAUGAUGCCUCCUGUAGCUGGAGGUAGAAGGCCUCAUUGACAGGCUCCACUUGAUGGGGUGGCCUGUAGUAGGCACUGAUCACAGGGCUCCCUAUGCUGCCUCAGUCUCUAACUGUCACCCAUAGGCUUUCAACUUGCUCAUGAAAAUGGAUCUUAUAAAUCAUGCACGUGAAUAAGCUAACAGAAUCUGCUCUUGUUCCACAAGAUUCCUUUGUGAUGCAGCUCCCACCUCAGUGGAAAACAUUUUCUCUUUUGUGCUGUAAUUUUUAUCAUAUUCCUGAGCUACAUAGAAGAAAACACAUUUUAAGAAACUUGGCUGAACAGCUGCACAUCUCCCUUCAGCUGUGCCUAGGGUAAAUUAUUUUCUGGUUUAUGCUGUCCCCCGAGAGAAUCUUCUUUUGCUGUAGUAGAUUUAAAUAUUCUGAAGUGACAUCUGUAAGAUGUUAUGGCUUUAAGAUGAAAUUAAAGCAUAUUUAGAGAGUUAAUCUGAUCAGCAGUCUUUUUCUCCUUUUCUCUCAUGCCGACUGUUCUAGUGAUGCCUGCCAUCGUUCUACUGUCUGUGCUUAUAAUUGUCUAGGUAGUAUUUGGUUGGAGAACACAGUACAGUGAAUUUCUCUGAAAUUCUCACUUCUACAGUUUGUUAGAAUUUUUAAUGCUAUAUUCCAAAACUCGGUAGUCUUUGCAAGGCACACACAUCUUUUCAUGGGAGUGCUGCAAAAGAUGAUUUUUUUUUCCCUCAGUUCCGCUCAAUUACACAACUCCUAUUACACAGAAUUUCAUCUAAUCCAAGAGGCAUCACUUCAAAGACUUAGAGAGGCGCAAGACUCGCUCUUGAUCUUUUAUGAGCAAGCUGACAGUUUACUUGCGGUAUGCUGUCUGUUUUUUGUUUUAUUUUUGCAGGCUCCACAUGUAGAGUGAACAGCCUUUCUUUGUUGGACUUUAUGAAUCUCAAGUGAAAUAGUGAAUAGAUCAAGGAUUCUCCUUUUACAAAUGCAGGAAUGGGUUCUAACUUAAACCUUCUGGGGGAGAUAGAAUGCGAUGCCAGUAUAAUGGAUGGAAAGUCACUGAAUUUUGGAGCAGUUGGCGCACUGAGUGGAAUCAAGAAUCCCGUUUCAGUUGCAAAUAGAUUGUUGUGUGAAGGGCAGAAAGGAAAACUCUCUGCUGGCAGAAUUCCACCUUGCUUUUUAGUUGGUGAAGGAGCUUUCAGAUGGGCAGUUGAUCACGGGAUACCAGCAUGUCCUCCAGGUAUCAUGGCUACAAGGUUUAGUUUAGCAGCUUUUAAGAGGAACAAGAGGAAGCUGGAGUUGGCUGAGAAGGUAGAAACGGAUCUCAUUCAGCUAAAGAAGAGAAGACAAUCAAAUGAAAAGGGCUCCAGAGUCAUGUGCAGAACGUGUGGGAGACCCUCAAAGGCCAAUGAUGGUAGUAGAGGAGGUGAUCAAAUAGAGCUCUACUCAUUGGAGAAUGACUCAGGAACACUGGAUACAGUCGGUGCAGUAGUUGUUGACCAAGAAGGAAAUGUUGCUGCUGCUGUCUCCAGUGGAGGUUUAGCACUAAAGCAUCCUGGAAGAGUUGGUCAGGCAGCUCUUUAUGGUUGCGGCUGCUGGGCUGAAAAUACAGGAGCUCGUACACCUUACUCCACUGCUGUGAGUACUUCAGGUUGUGGAGAGCACCUUGUCCGAACCAUACUGGCCAGAGAAUGUUCGUGUGCUUUGCAAACAGAAGAUGCCCACCAAGCUCUCCUAGAGACUAUGCAAAACAAGUUUAUUGGUUCACCUUUCCUUGCCAAUGAAGAUGGUGUACUCGGAGGUGUAAUAGUUCUUCGGUCUUGCAGGUGUUCAGCAGAACCUGAAUUAUCACAGGAGAAACCAACUUUACUAGUGGAAUUUCUGUGGAGCCAUACAACAGAGAGCAUGUGUGUAGGAUACAUGUCUGCACAGGAUGGCAAAGCUAAGACUCACAUUUCAAGACUUCCUCCUGGAGCGGUGGCAGGACAGUCCGUGGCAAUAGAAGGAGGAGUCUGCCGACUGGAGAGCCCAGAAAGCUGAACAGUUGAUUCCUCACUUCACUGCAAAGAAUGUGAAUGACCUUUUCUACAAUAAGGCUUUUUUUGUGUCUUAACAAAUGUUGGAAAUUCUACUCUUGCUUUAUACCCCGUAUUGCCACCAUGUGCUCCAUAACUUGAGACAAGUGCUGCUGUAGCUUAUGUUCUCACUCUGUGAAUGGGAGUGUGUGCAUGUUCAUUUUUUCCCUGAUAAAAGAGGACCUCUUCCCCGUUGUACAAAGAUUAUAUAUGAUCAGUAAUUACGUUCUCAUUGUUUUAUGUUUGAAAAAUAUCCGAAAUUUAAAACGAAAUAAUAAUUUAAAGAUGUGGUCACAAUUGUCGUUCAUGUUCUAAAUUUAAAAGGAACAGGCCUUUGAAGUGGAUAUAUAAGUAUGCAAAAAUGAUUAUGGUUUCAAAGUUUCUCAGUGGUUUAAGGAAAUCCAGUGGUGGUUUAAACAUGGGUUGUUUUUUUCCUCCCCAAUAAGGAGGAAUUUUUUUGUCAAAGAAUGGUUUCAGUGAAACAAACUAGAGCAAAAUUAAGGCUAGAAUUGUUCUAAAUAAUCUUAUAAGUCAUAUCUCUGUUUCCAAACUAAGAUGUUAAUAGCUUCAAGCUGUAUCUAUUACAAAAUGCUAUAUGAAGAUAAUGUAUCGUAAUGCAGUCUUUAUGUAUAAUGGAAUAUUACAAUGUAAAUAAGAAAACAAAGUUUAUGGAAAGAUUCAAUAUUAUUCUUUGCUUCUGUUUUAAAUCUAUUUUUAAGAGAGGUACAGAAAUGAGCAUAUUACUGGAUGCAAAGUGCAAUGUGUAUUGAAUGGAUGCUGGGAGGUCUGAUACUAGCUUUCUUACGGAUAAAGCAACUUCCUAAAGUCCAGCCACAGCAUGGGUAUUUAUAUAACUGUGUGUAAUAAGUAUGUACUGUGCAUAAAUUUACUGUAUUUUUUUUACACCUUCAACAAAACUGCAGUAUAAAACAGUGUAAACCUUGUCUGCCUUGUGAAGCGUUGGCAGCUGAACUGUCUUUUGUCACCAGUUCUGAUAUGUUAGCCAGAUCGCCUGUGUCCUAAAAGUGACUUCUCACAUACAAUCUUCCAUUCAGUACUUCUUUCUUCACAGCACUGGCAGCAAUAGAAGACUUUUGUAAUUAAUUCAUUGUCAUGAUAAGUAUGCCAAAGAAAAACUAAAUUAGUUCAUCUUUUUCCCUGGUGGAUAUUUGAUAAUUCUGUUUUCAGAAAUAGUGGAGGAAUAGGUAUUCAGACUGUAUUUGCUUAAUUGGGCAUUGUACUAUCCUCUUUUGUAAUGUUGUGCCUGCCUAUAACAGACCUACUUGACUGCUGAUUAAAUGGUUACAUUGAUUGUAGUACCAAUGUUUCAUGGAUAAAAAUCUUAAUACAUUUUUUUAGUAGCCUGAAUUCAUUUUCACUCUUAUGUUAAAUAAUACAUUGAGAUAUGUUCUUA
Molecule: messenger RNA, 3920 nt
Organism: Gallus gallus (chicken)
Lineage: Eukaryota; Metazoa; Chordata; Aves; Galliformes; Phasianidae
Gene: TASP1
Product: taspase 1
Exons: 12
Coding region: 1425-2471 (348 amino acids)
Biological process (GO): protein maturation
Molecular function (GO): threonine-type endopeptidase activity
Source: RefSeq, a predicted model, not a curated record